UUGAAUGACAUUGAAGUUGCCAUAUUGCCGCCGGAUGAGGUUGAUGAAAUGACUGACAUAGAAGGUUAUGACGACGAUAUGGGAGUUUUGUCAGUGUCUGAUGUAGCUGGUCAAGUGGAAUUUUCGUGCACGAUCGAUAACGUCGCGGAAAAUCAUCCUACUCAAACCACAUCUCGGACAAGCAAGACAGUCACUUGGCGUAAGUGUGAACCAAUAUAUUCUGAAAUACAGCCGGAAUCUAAUACUGCUAAACAAUGUUUGGAAAAUAUGAUUACGGAGUUGGAAGGAAAAUCAGCGGUAGAAAUAUUCGAAAACUUGUUGUGUGACGAGAUUCUAGAAUAUAUUGUGCACGAAACUGUAACCUACGCCAAACAUUAUAAAAAUGAUUUGAACUUCAAUCUAACUAUAAAUGAGUUAAAAGUCUUUAUAGGAAUUUUGUUUUUCUCUUCGUAUUAUCACUUGCCGCAAAGUAAACUUUAUUGGUGUAGAGAUGAGGAUGCACAUAUUCCAUUUGUUGAACAGGCAAUGUCCCGUAAUCUUUUUGAUAAAAUUAAAUCCUAUUUACAUUUCAAUGACAACUCAUAA
Molecule: messenger RNA, 585 nt
Organism: Parnassius apollo (apollo)
Lineage: Eukaryota; Metazoa; Arthropoda; Insecta; Lepidoptera; Papilionidae
Source: the annotation of a GenBank genome assembly